Messenger RNA from Emiliania huxleyi CCMP1516, 949 nucleotides. RefSeq lists its product as hypothetical. The transcript is spliced from 2 exons. Lineage: Eukaryota; Haptophyta; Isochrysidales; Noelaerhabdaceae. The record is from RefSeq and is a predicted model, not a curated record. The annotation marks the transcript as partial. Gene Ontology annotation, biological process: fructose 2,6-bisphosphate metabolic process. Gene Ontology annotation, molecular function: fructose-2,6-bisphosphate 2-phosphatase activity; ATP binding; 6-phosphofructo-2-kinase activity. Gene Ontology annotation, cellular component: cytosol.
CCAGUUCCUCACCGUCGUUCACCCGACGCCGCACGUCAUCUACCUGACGCGCCACGGCCAGUCCACGUACAAUCAGCUCGGCAAGAUCGGCGGCAACUCGCCCCUCUCGCCCGCCGGCGAGGAGUACGCGCGCCGGCUCGGAGCGUGGGUGAUGCCGUACGUGUGCUACCAGCAGGCUGCCGGCCUCGACUCGCUCACAAAGACGCGCCUGUGGACCUCCUCGCUCCAGCGCACCAUCCUCACCGCCCAGCACAUCCCACACCCGAUCAUCAGCGAGGAGGACCUCGGCACUCCGUCCGUGCCGCCCGAACCCGACGCCGACGAUGCCCUCGCCAACGGCGCCGCCCUCGCCGACCCGCGGCAGCUCGCCGGCCGCAGCAGCGGCUUGCGCGGGACCCCGCCGCGCGCGAACGGGCUCCGAGAGCGGCUGCGCUCGGGCGGCCUCUCCGGCGUCGUCGGCGGCGUCGCGCUCGGAGGGAUCGACUUGGACUCGGACCGCGGCGGCGGCGGCGACCGCGACCGCGUGUGGCAGCAGAUGGCGCCGCGCGUGUACCGCAACCUCGACGAGAUCUUCGCGGGCGAGUGCGAGGGGAUGACGUACGAGGAGAUCCAGCACAGCUUCCCGUCCGAGGCGAAGAUGCGCGCCACCGACAAGAUCGGCUUCCGCUACCCGCGCGGCGAGUCGUACCUCGACAUCCUCGCGCGGCUCGACCCGCUCGUGCACGAGCUCGAGUCGUACCACGAGCCGCUGGUCAUCGUCUCGCACCAGGCCGUGCUGCGGCUGCUUUACUGCUACCUGACCGGGCGGACGCGGGCGCAGGCGCCCAAGCUGUCGAUGCCGCUGCACACGGUCAUCCGAAUCACCUACGACGGCUGGACGCCGCCCACUGAGGAGCGCUUCUACCUCGGGCCGGAGUGCUCACAGACGGACGGGCAGACGCACCUCUGA